This is a messenger RNA of Pyricularia grisea, 1656 nucleotides long. RefSeq lists its product as uncharacterized. NCBI's taxonomy places the organism in Eukaryota, Fungi, Ascomycota, Sordariomycetes, Magnaporthales, Pyriculariaceae. The transcript has 3 exons. Gene Ontology annotation, biological process: transmembrane transport. The coding region runs from base 1 to 1656 and encodes 551 amino acids. The record is from RefSeq and is a predicted model, not a curated record. Gene Ontology annotation, molecular function: transmembrane transporter activity.
AUGACUGCACUUCACUCGGCUGCCAGAUCUGGCGAAGAGAAUGGGAGCGUAUUCCUCGUCGCCGAGGAUGGCACCCUUCUCAGUCUUCCCAUCCCUAGCAACUCCCCUGAUGACCCUCUGAGCUGGAGUCUACGCAAGCGCUGCUUGGCCCUGGUCAUAUUGGUACUUUUUGGUGUAUUUUCCAUGGCCAUCCAGCAGUUUCCAGGUAUUGUGUAUUUGGCUUUUGAAAAGGAGUUUGGGAGUGAGCCUGUUGGACCUUUCAAUAUUGAUCAUAUAGGCACGGCUCCGACCUUCUUUAUGGGUAUGGGGGCAAUCUUUUGGGUUUUCUGCUCCAUCUUACUUGGGAGGCGGCCUGUGAUCCUCUUUUGUAUCCUUCUGCUCGCCAUCUCAACUGCCUGUGCAUCUGUCACAACCUCCCUCGUCAAUCUCAUCAUUGCCGUUUCGAUCGAGGGCUUUGCAAACGGUGCAACUCUGGGAGUAAUUCUCCUAGUCGUUGUGGAUCUUACCUUUAUUCACCAGCGGCCUGGCGCAAUCGCGGCAACCUGGUGUGUCGGAGGCACCAUUUCUCAGCUGAUCCUAACCCUGGUUCCAUACACUGUCGACGUCGGUGUCGACUGGCGCUCGGCUUAUAAGUACUGGUCCAUUCCGCCAUUCAUCCUCUUCCCCCUGGCGGUGCUCUUCGUCCCCGAGACUUAUUUCGUCCGACCACCAGUCGCCCUGAAUGGACGCAUCCUCGUCCAGGGGGGCGCGGAAAAGACGCGCAUCUACGAAGGUUGGGACCAGGUCGCCGGCGGUGGCCCACCCAUCGUCGGGACCGAGCACGGAUUCCAGAGGCACGCCGCCAUGGCCGCCACCCCCAAGACGACCAGGCGCGACGGCCGGAGCAGGAUGAAGCUGUGGCUGCGGCAGAUGCGCAUCCGCAGGGCCAAGGGCGCCGACUGGCGAUCCGCCGUCGCCUUCUUCCCGCAGCUCGCCAUCUGCCUGGUCAACCCCCUCAUCUUCUGGGUCUGCCUCUUCACCGCCGCCAACUUUGCCGGCAUGAUGCUCGUCGGCACCACCUACCCCAUGGUCCUGGCCGUGCCGCCUUACUCCCUCUCGGCGCGGGCCAUCGGGCUCGUCAGCCUGGCCACCGCCGCCGGCGCCCUGGCCGCCUGGCCCGCGUCCGGCUACCUGACCUCUCGGGUGACGAACCACCUCACGCGCCGCAACCACGGCGUCCGCCACGCCGAGGUCUACCUCUUUGCCUUCCUGCAGCCCGUGGUGGCGGGCGUGGCCAGCCUGGUGCUGUACGGGCUGGCGGUGCGGUUCGAGUGGCCGGCCGCGUGGAUCUACGUGUCGUACGGGAUCAACGCCUUCUCCUACGUCACCAACAGCGUCGCAAACACCCUCUGGGCCACGGCCGUCUUUCCGCAGUGGGCCGCCGCCGCCAUCGCCGUCGUCGGCGGCCUCAGCUCCGUCCUCAGCUUCGGUCUCACCUACGUCAUCCAGCCCUGGCUGCAUUCUCAGGGGUACCUGGGCGCGUCGUUCGAGUUGGCCGCCGUCGUGCUCGUCUUGGGGCUCGUCGUCGUGCCUGUUGCGUUUUGGGGGAGAAAUGUGCGUCAGUAUAUCAAUUCGAGGUGGGCGACCUAUGAGGCGGGUGCUAUGCGGCCUCAGUGA